Messenger RNA from Chrysochloris asiatica (Cape golden mole), 1869 nucleotides. RefSeq names its product replication initiator 1 (gene REPIN1). The record is from RefSeq and is a predicted model, not a curated record. Gene Ontology annotation, biological process: negative regulation of transcription by RNA polymerase II. Gene Ontology annotation, molecular function: DNA-binding transcription repressor activity, RNA polymerase II-specific. Lineage: Eukaryota; Metazoa; Chordata; Mammalia; Afrosoricida; Chrysochloridae. The transcript has 2 exons. Bases 1 to 1869 code for a protein of 622 amino acids.
AUGGGGGUAGGGGUGUCUUUAUUGCUGCAGUUUUCGCUGACGUCUGGGGGCUACCAGAGCAGGGGCCGAAGCGGGUGCUACCGCCGCCGAAGUAUCCCCAGGAGCGUCCCCCGGCGGAGCUGGAUCAAGCUGCAUUCCCAGGCCCGCCGUCUCCAGGUGGAGGAAGAACUGAUGCUGGAACGGCGCUGCAGGGGUCCUUCGGCCAUGGGCCCAGCUCCCCCCCGCCUCCUUUCUGGGCCCUCCCAGGAGUCAGCACAGACCCUGGAGGAGGAACCCUGUGGGUGGAAGUCACUGUUGGGUGGCCGGUCCCCAGGUGGAACCCACCGUUGUGCCCACUGUAAACGGCACUUCCCAGGGUGGGUGGCCCUGUGGCUUCAUGCCAGGCGGUGCCAGGCCCGGCUACCCCUGCCUUGCCCUGAGUGUGGGCGUCGCUUCCGCCACGCCCCCUUCUUGGCGCUACACCGCCAGGUCCAUGCUGCAACCACCCCAGACCUGGGCUUUGCCUGCCACACCUGUGGGCAGGCCUUCAGAGGCUGGGUGGCCCUGGUUCUGCACCUGCGAGCUCACGAAGCUGCAAAGCGGCCCGUCGCCUGUCCCGAAUGUGAGAGACGCUUCUGGAGACGAAAGCAACUCCGAGCUCACCUGCGCAGGUGCCACCCACACCCGCCGGAGGCCCGGCCCUUCAUAUGCGGCAACUGUGGCCGAAGCUUUGCCCAGUGGGACCAGCUGGUGGCUCACAAGCGGGUUCAUGUGUCUGAGGCCCACGACGAGGCAGUGGCCAAGGCCCUCGGGCCUCGGCCCAGGGGUCGCCCAGCAGUGGCUGCCCCCAGGCCUGGUGGAGAUGCUGUGGACCGUCCCUUCCAAUGUGCCUGCUGUGGCAAGCGCUUCCGGCAUAAGCCUAACUUGAUUGCUCACCGCCGUGUGCAUACAGGCGAGCGGCCCCACCAGUGCCCGGAGUGCGGAAAGCGCUUCACCAACAAGCCCUACCUGACUUCUCACCGGCGCAUCCACACUGGUGAGAAGCCUUACCCGUGCACAGAGUGUGGGCGCCGCUUUCGGCACAAACCCAACCUGCUGUCACACAGCAAGAUUCACAAGCGAUCUGAGGGGUCUGUACAGGGUACCCCUGGCUCAGGGAGUCCCCAGCUUCCAGCUGGCCCCGUGGAGCCCUCGCUGGAGCCCACCCCAGAGGCCCCACUGAAACCUCAACAGGAGUCUGCUCCAGAGCCUCUGCUGGUAGCCCCUCAAGCACCCCUGCAGGCCCAGCCUAUAGCACCCCCACCGCUCUACAGCUGUCCUGAGUGUGGGAGGAGCUUCCGGCUGGAGCGUUUCCUACGCGCUCACCAGCGGCAGCACAGUGGUGAACGGCCCUUCAACUGUACCGAGUGUGGAAAGAACUUUGGCAAGAAAACCCACUUGGUGGCUCAUAUCCGCAUCCACUCGGGUGAGCGGCCCUUUGCCUGUGAAGAGUGUGGGCGCCGCUUCUCACAGGGCAGCCACCUGGCGGCCCACCGGCGUGACCACGCUCCUGAGCGGCCCUUUGUCUGCCCAGACUGUGGCAAGGCUUUCCGCCACAAGCCCUACCUGGCAGCGCACCGGCGCAUCCACACUGGCGAAAAGCCCUAUGUCUGCCCUGAGUGUGGCAAAGCCUUCAGCCAGAAGUCCAAUCUGGUGUCCCACCGACGCAUUCACACAGGCGAGCGCCCCUAUGCGUGCCCCGACUGUGACCGGAGUUUCAGCCAGAAGUCUAAUCUCAUCACCCACCGCAAGAGCCACAUCCGAGACGGCGCUUUCUGCUGCGCUAUCUGUGGCCAGACCUUUGAUGAUGAGGAUAAACUCCUGGCCCAUCAGAAGAGGCAUGAUGUCUGA